AUGACCACUAAAAGCCCAAGUCAAAGCACUGUUUCCACUUCGACCUUUGUCACAAGUAGAAAACAUGUCACUACUAACUCUGACAGUUCAAGUAAAACUAAGUCUACUCAUCCAUUUACUACGGGCACUUUUACACUUCCAACAUCCAGUUUGGUGCUGAACACCAGUGUGUCUGCAGCCCCAGACAAGAACCAUCCUACCCAAAACAAGGAUGUAUCACAAGGAAGUCGUCAUCCUGGAGAGACAGGGGGAAAUGAUUCAUUCCCCACUUGGGCCAUCGUUAUCGUGAUCCUCUUAGCUAUCAUUCUUCUCUUGGUGUUACUUGGUCUGAUCUUUUUGGUCACCUAUCUAAUGAAAACACACCAUACACUGAACCAGAACGUUGAGAACGUUGAUUCAGAGGAUGAUAGUGGCCCUAAUUCCUACCCAGUCUACCAGAUGGAGCAGCAAACUCUGAACAUGAGCCAGAUUUCUACAACUCCACUGUAA
Molecule: messenger RNA, 489 nt
Organism: Suncus etruscus (white-toothed pygmy shrew)
Lineage: Eukaryota; Metazoa; Chordata; Mammalia; Eulipotyphla; Soricidae
Gene: MUCL3
Product: mucin like 3
Exons: 2
Coding region: 1-489 (162 amino acids)
Source: RefSeq, a predicted model, not a curated record